AUGCGGCUAACACUUAUUUUAUCGAUAGCAACUGUGUUUUCAACGGAAACGCUUGAGCAAAACGGUGAUAUCACUGCACUGAUUCAGUCGAUGUUGAACGUGGAUCGAGCCCUAGAAGAAGAGAUAAAAGACGACAUAUUACGGGCAAAGAAACAGCAGAAUCAAAUAAGUGAUGAAUUAUUAAGUGGCUUGAACAAAUCAGUGAACACACUCAAAGAUGCUCUCAGCGAACAGUUUUCCAAGCUUCAAGAUUAUCAACAGGCCUACAAAGCAAAAGUUCGCAGUCGUAAGCAAGAGAUAUUAGCCGAAUGGAAGGCUAUUGUCGACGAGAUAACUAACGCAAGAGUAGCCUGGGAAGCGCAAGAAGAAGUCGAAGCCGAAAAGGAGAAAGAGGACAUUCAUAAACUUCUAGAUCAACUUAGGAUGGCUAAUGAAAAAAGAAGAGAGCAAAAAGUAGUCGAGAAAGAAGAGAAAAAAGAGGAGGCGUGGCAGAAGGUGAAAACGAAACUCGACGAACUCCAGCUUAAACUCACUGAUGCCGUAAAUGCCACAAAAGAAGCUCGAAAAGAAAUGGUGGAGAGUAUGAGGUCGACACUUUUCGAAAUCAAGACGAUACUUGAGGAACAGAAAAGAAAUCGUGACCAGAUGAUGCAGGAACGACGGAACAAAUACCAGAGCGCACUAAAUCAGGUUAAAAGUGGUAUAAUUAGUGCCUUGAAGCAAAGUGUCGAGGCAUCAGUGGCAGCGAAACUUGGAGAUAAAUUGCAGAACGCGGUUGAUAAGAAAUUGCUCAAAGAAAUCUUUUCGCUGAGGAAUGAGAAGCAGAACGACGUGGCGCCUGUCGCAACCAGAGCAACAAUAUUAGAUGAGUACAUGAAUGAGAGAAAGACAUCGAUGCCACAAGCUUCGUCAGUUGCAACAGCUCCGUAUGUUGAAGCAAAGCAGUUUUAA
This is a messenger RNA of Angiostrongylus costaricensis, 951 nucleotides long. Lineage: Eukaryota; Metazoa; Nematoda; Chromadorea; Rhabditida; Metastrongylidae. The record is from the annotation of a GenBank genome assembly.